UAGAAAAAGAGGUUGCCAGCUCAUAAUACAUUUCCAAUUCCAGAAAUAAAACAAAGGUUUAGGCUUAUACAGUUAUACUUACAGCUAAUACUCACUUACUUUUCUUCUCAAAAUCACUUUUUUCCUUAGCCAACUUUAAAGGAUUUCCACAAUUUUCUCUCUUUCUUUGUUCUCUGUUCAAAUGUAGUAACGAUUGAAUCGAGGAGGAAAAAGAAGAUCUUAAUUGCUUAAAAAACUCUUUGUUUUUUUAUUAAUUGGACUUAAGUUUGACAGACGGUUGUGCGUAGAUUCGGAGUGCAACCUAAGUCCGAUGGCUACAACUUUCAGUCCGGGUCGGAGCCCGGGGGGUUCUAGGCUUCAGUUAGGAGCAGGCAGUGGAGUGUCGAGGCUUAGAUCUUCGUCGCUUAAGAAGCCACCGGAGCCGUUACGUCGUGCAGUGGCAGAUUGUCUUUCGUCUUCUUCGCCGGCGGCGGUGGCUGGAGGAGUUAGCUCGCAUCACCAAGGGGGUCCUUUGGUUUUAACUGAAGCUUCGAGGACGCUUCGGGACUAUCUGGCAGCUCCCUCAACAACUGACCAGGCUUAUAUCGUUAUUUUAGAGCAUACAAUUGCAGAGAGAGAACGCAGCCCAGCUGUGGUGGGAAGGUGCGUGGCACUCCUGAAGCGGUACCUUUUAAGAUAUAAGCCCAGUGAGGAGACGCUGCUGCAAAUAGAUCAGUUUUGUGUAAACUUAAUUGCUGAAUGUGACAUUAGUCUAAAUCGACGGUUGCCGCCUUGGUCUCGAUCACUAAAUCAACAAUCUAUUUCAUCAACAACAUCAACAUCAUCUGCAAGUUCUUCGCCUUUGUUGCCUGUAUCUAGUUUUGCUUCUGUGGCACUUGUAAAAUCGUUAAAUUAUGUGAGAUCCCUAUUGGCUAAACAUAUUCCAAAGCGGUCAUUCCAGCCUGCAGCCUUUGCUGGAGCUACCUUGGCUUCAAGACAGUCGCUUCCUACACUUUCAUCUUUGUUGAGUAGAUCUUUCAAUUCCCAGCUAUGCCCUGUGAACGGUGGAGAAUCUUCAGAGAAGAAAGAUGCUACAAAUUUAUCUGUUCCAAACUUGUUGAACGUUGAGGAAGCUGAUGGAAUAGAGAAUCCUGAAUAUCUUGCAAAUGAUGUUCUGAAAUGGCGCUGGCUUGGGGAUCAUCAGUUGUCAUUAUUGUAUUCUGAAAGUGAUCGGUCCGUGAAUAUUCAAGACAUGAGAACAUAUAAUUUUGUAGAAGUAGGAGCUGCUGCUUUACUUGUUGGAGACAUGGAAGCUAAAAUGAAGGGUCAACCAUGGAAAUAUUUUGGCACUGCUGAUAUGCCUUAUCUUGAUCAACUCUUGCAGCCCUCAUCAGUCACAACAAUUACCAAUUCUGCUGCAGCUCACUCCCACUUGAGAGCAAUAACAGCAUUAAAACGCAGUAAAGGAGGACCUCGUCAAAUAUGGGAUGAUUCUCCAGCAAGCAUGUUUCGCCCACGUGCCCGGCCACUUUUCCAGUACCGUCAUUACAGUGAACAACAACCUCUGCAAUUAAAUCCUGCUGAGGUAUCUGAGGUUAUUGCUGCUGUCUGCUCUGAGACAUCUUCCAGAAGUGCUAAUACCUUGACAAUAUCUUCUAGAUUAAGUUAUAACAGUGGAAAGCAGUCAAUGGAUGUGGCUGUGAGCGUCCUUAUUAAGCUGGUCAUUGACAUGUAUGUCUUGGAUUCUGGAGUUGCUGCUCCCCUUACUCUGUCUAUGCUUGAGGAAAUGCUUAGUUCUCCAAGAGCAGCUUGUAGGGGGCGGGCUUUUGAUUUAAUUAUAAACCUUGGAGUCCAUGCUCACUUGUUGGAGCCAAUGGUAAAUGAUGACAAAUCUUCAAUUGAAGAAGAGUAUGCUCAAGAAUUGCUUUUAAAUAGUGAAGAUCAGUUUACCAUGCAAGGGAUAAGAAAAAUAGAUUCUGCCAAGAAGUUGGGCACCUCCUCAGCCAUUGAUAAAUUUGAAUCUUGGAUUUUAAACAUUUUAUAUGAGAUACUUCUUCUUCUUGUUCAGACUGUAGAGAAGGAAGAAUCUGUCUGGGCUUCUGCUCUAAGCUGCUUACUGUAUUUUGUCUGUGAUAGAGGCAAAAUCCGGAGAAAUCGAUUAAAAGGACUUGACAUUAGGGUUGUCAAGGCACUUGUAGAGACUAGCCGGUUUAAUUCCUGGGCUGAACUUGUUCACUGCAAGCUUAUUUCUAUCCUAACAAACAUGUUUUAUCAAGUACCUGAUGAAGCUACUACAUCCAUCAUAAGUGCUGCAAGCUUUCUUGUUGACCAGGUUGACCUGAUUGGAGGAAUUGAUUUCAUCUUCAUUGAGUAUUCAUUGGCAACCACAAGAGAAGAAAGAAAACAUCUAUAUUUGGUGCUUUUCGACUAUGUUUUGCAUCAAAUAAAUGAAACAUGCAUAUCAACAGGAGCUUCUGAAUAUAGUCAUGAUGAGAGUCAGCCCAUUGCUACGCUGCUUGCUUUGGCUGAUGCACCUGAAGCUUUUUAUAUUUCUAUUAAGCUGGGGGUGGAAGGCAUUGGGGAGCUUUUGAGAAGAUCAAUUUCUGCUGCAUUGUCUAGAUACCCUAACAGUGAGCGAUUAAAUAUGCUGUUGGGAAAUAUUACAGAGAAUUUGGAUGCAAUAAUAAGUUCAUUUACUCAUUUGGACAAGGAGUUCUUGCAUCUGAAACAGAUAACUAAAUCCAACAAGUUCAUGGAUGAUAUUGAGGGUUCAUCUGUGCAAAAUGGUGCUGGAAUGAAAGCAAGGCUUGCUUGGACCAUAUUGCAUUCUCUUCUUCAGUCUGAUAGAAUCUCUUAUCGCCAAAAUGGAUAUAUCUGGUUGGGAGAUCUGCUUAUUGCUGAAAUAAGUGAGUCAAGGAAUGGGAGUAUAUGGUCUAAUAUCAAGAGCUUGCAGAAUAAAAUUGCUUAUGCUGGUGCUCAUGAUUUCUGUGAUCAUUCUGACAUACCUUUGUCUAUUUGGCUGAUGUGUGGUCUUUUGAAGUCAAAAAACAACAAUAUUAGGUGGGGCUUCUUAUUUGUUCUGGAAAGGCUUCUCAUGCGGUGCAAGUUUUUGUUAGAUGAGAGUGAAAUGCAAAAGUCAAGCGAUACAGAUUUUUGCCUUGAUCAUAGUGAUUCCCGACUUGAGAAAGCAAAUGCGGUGAUUGACAUCAUGAGCCGUGCUUUGUCCUUGGUAGCUAUAAAUGAAACAGACCGCAUAAACAUUUUAAAGAUGUGUGACAUUCUAUUCUCUCAAUUGUGCUUGAAAGUUCCCCAUUCAACUGUGAUGCCAUUUGGUGAAGGAAUAAAACAACCUAAAGUUCUCAUCCGCACAGAUGAAAUUAGAAAUACUAGUACUUCUGAGCGCUUACCUAAACAAGCAAGCUGUAGUUGGGACGAAUUAAUGGAAGAAACUGAUAGCAAAUCUGGCUACCACGGUAAUUCUCCAAUACAUGAGAUAGCUUCUAUGGCUGCAUCACUACUCCGAGGACAAGCCAUUGUGCCAAUGCAAUUAGUUGCACGUGUACCAGCUGCUUUGUUAUAUUGGCCUUUGAUUCAACUUGCGGGUGCUGCAACUGACAACAUUGCUCUAGGUCUUGCUGUUGGAAGCAAAGGAAGAGGGAACAUACCUGGUGCUACUUCUGAUAUUCGGGCCACCCUUCUUUUACUUCUAAUUGGUAAAUGUACUGCAGAUCCUAAAGUUUUUCAGGAUGUUGGCGGAGAAGAUUUUUUCAGAGCACUUUUGGAAGAUACUGAUUCCAGGGUGGCAUAUUACUCUUCAGCUUUCCUAUUGAAGAGAAUGAUGACCGAAAAACCAGAAAAGUACCAACACAUGCUACAGAAGCUUGUUUUUAAAGCUCAACAGAGUAACAAUGAAAAGCUGCUUGAGAAUCCAUAUCUUCAGAUGUGCGGGAUAUUUCAGCUGUCAAAUGAUCUUUAAGCUCGGUCAUAGUUGAUGAUUCUUUGCCAAUUUUAAUACACAUUCCUGCAUACUGCAGUGUUCAUUAACCCAACAUUCCUUUGCUUGUGGUUUUUCAAACCGGCAACAUUUGGCCUGAUUUUUCGAGUCCAUUGUUGAUGCAUGUGAUUCUGUUAACCUGCAUAAGAUUGUCUGAAAUCAUGAGGUAGUUCAAAACUUCAAAGAGCAAAAUUUUCAAAUUUAGGCUAAGUGUGAGAAAUUCCAAGACUGGCUUCCUUACAAUUAAAGUUACGAGCUGUGAUCAGAUGUCAGAAAGUCUUCGUACAAUGCUAUUUGUGCUCCUAGAUCUGCUAUAAAAGUAGAGAAGGAAUGCCCGGGAAAAAAAUGGAGUGACUGGAGCUAUUAGUUUCAUGGCAUUGAACACAUCUACAGUUAUUCAUGUACUUGACACAAAGCCGAAGAAUUUCUGGGCAACUAGAAGAAACUCCUCCUGGUUCAUGGUUAGAUUAUGCAUGGCCUUCCUUUUUAACUUCAUAUGGUUCAUGGUUGGCUACUUUUUGAAGGCCAUCCUUAGUGAUAAAAGAAAACCUCGACUUAACUCAGGAAGGCCUGUCACCGGACAAAGGAUACUUAAUUUCCAUUAGAUAUAGGAUUGAAUUUCGACCUUGAACGCUAUCCCAGUUGUAGUGAAGGUAUCACCUUGGAUGUCUGUUUUUAAGGUGCAUCUCCAAAGUAUACCUGUUAAGUGUUUUACAUAAUUUUGACAAUGUAAGUAUGUGAAUUUGGCUGUUAUUGUAAAAUUUGUUCUGCGAAUUUUGCUUCAUGUAUUAGUUUUGAUUGUUAUAUUCUAUGAGUUGUUUGUAUAAUAAUCUUCACUGAAAAUCAUUUCUGUAAAAUAUUUCCCUAAUCUCUUUGAAGAAUUUUUAAA
Messenger RNA from Gossypium arboreum, 4862 nucleotides. RefSeq lists its product as uncharacterized. The transcript is spliced from 19 exons. Lineage: Eukaryota; Viridiplantae; Streptophyta; Magnoliopsida; Malvales; Malvaceae. Bases 311 to 3955 code for a protein of 1214 amino acids. The record is from RefSeq and is a predicted model, not a curated record.